Seriola dumerili (greater amberjack) is the source of this 2387-nucleotide messenger RNA. RefSeq lists its product as uncharacterized. Gene Ontology annotation, molecular function: protein binding. Lineage: Eukaryota; Metazoa; Chordata; Actinopteri; Carangiformes; Carangidae. The transcript is spliced from 9 exons. The record is from RefSeq and is a predicted model, not a curated record. The coding region runs from base 264 to 1109 and encodes 281 amino acids.
AAGAAGAGGAAGGAGAAGAAAGGAGGAACAACUUUCCGGACUGUUCCCGAGUUCUGAGGAAAGUCCCGGUCCAGACUGUAGCGUAGCAGCAGACCAGCAGACUGAUGAUGGUUUCUGUGGAGAAAUGACGCCAUCACCAUGUUCUGCUAUGGAACUCUACUGCUGUGGAUUCACGUCGUCGCCGCAGGAAACCACUCGUCACGAGUGAAAAACAGGAUAGAUGCUGAAUCUCUACAUCACACAAAACAGCAGCGAAGCAUAAGAUGACGACGCCAGCACCACCAGAGAAAAUCCAUAUUGAGAAGUGGCUGCUGACAUGGACUCCAGCCACAGAGGAGAGAGACGUCACCUACACGGUUCAGUACAGCAGCUUUGACACCGGUGUGUGGAAAGAUGUACCUGCCUGCGUCAACACAUCUUUCACUUUCUGUAACGUUACCUUCAGCAAAACUGAGAAUGAGCACGGCUGUGUUAUGCUGAGUGUGCGAACAGAGAGACGUGGGCUGACUUCAAGACCGGUCCAGGCCUGCAGCAGACACGGUGACUCCUGUACACCUGAAGUCAGUCUGACUGCGCGGCCUGGAUCCCUGACCGUGUAUCUGAGCCAGGACCACAGUCUGUUUCAGGAUUAUGGAGGCCACAUACAACACAGGGUUUACUACGGCAUGGAGGGAGAGUCACUACAGGAGAAGUAUGUAGAUGGUGUUGCCUCAGUGUCCAUCAAGAGCCUGAAGGAGGGGCAGCGGUACUGUACCAAGGUGCAGUACAUGUACUUCACUAAACUUAUUGGACCGGAAAGUUGUACUCAGUGUGAAGUCAUCCCCAGGUCAAGAGAUAAGUCAGUACAGACAGAAGUAAUAGUAGUGGUGAUGGUUGCUGUCAUCAUGUUUCUAAUUGCUGUGAUGGCAUACUUCCUCAUCUGCCACCGUGGGAGAAUCAAACAGUUGCUGCGACCUCCGUGCGAGAUCCCAGACUUUCUCCUGGAGCCUUAUCCUGAGAAUCACAUCUUCAGCUCUCCCAGCAGCCCCAGUGAGGAGCGCUAUGAUGUCCUUUCCUUCAUUACCACAAAGGAAAUCAGAGGAGACCCCAGAACAACAACUUCGUUUUAAUCUGGGAGGAAACACUGGACCUUGUCAUCCUGUGAGAGGAGCAGGAUGUUCAGUGAAGGCUGAGGACUGAUCACAUGAUCUCAGAUCAGCACCAAGGACUACAACAGAACAACAGAACAGGGACUUGAUCUUUAGAUUCAUAGGAGCCACUUCACCUCUGCCUCGGUCCAGAUUUAGUGAUGUGUUUCUAAACGUGAGGAGGGUUAUUUUAUUGUCAUUAUCUGCCAAUUAUUUUUACAUAAAUUGUUUGGUCUGUAAAAUUUCAGAGAAUGCCAUUGUAUGUGAAACAUGUUUCGUUUUCUUCGACUGGAAGCAGAGUUUUCAGUUAAACUCAGAGAAGAGAGAGGAGCUAGGUAAUGGUGGUAGAUGAUUUAUCUGGUGACUGAUGGAUGAAUGAACUCCCCUGGGCUCACAGUGAACAGUGACACCUGCCGGAUGGUUUCUCACUGGACAUAGAUUAUAGUCAAAACUCAAUGAUUGUUCUCUACCCAUGUGCAAAGUGUCAAUAUUUUAAUGACACAUUGUCAAUAAAACAAUGUAGCAUAAAGCUGCAUUCAGGUGCUCCUCAGAUGUUCCUGUUCCCUGAGUUGGGGAGUCGCCUUCAGUGUGAUCAUGUGCUUCUUGUUCUGUAUUUUACUGCUUCAUGUUGAAACGAUUCAAUGCUAUUUCCUGUAUCUCUAACUUGUUAUCAGAGUGACUGCUGAUGAAUACCUUUCUAACGAAACCAGGUCACUCUAAUGAACAGUUACAACAUAACACCAUGUUAUUAAGUAAAUGUUUGAUAUGUGAAUUUGCACCAUUAAUGUAAGUUUCUCUGUAUGACGUCAACAACUUGAUGUGAAAGUCAUGAACCAACAUUGUCACAACUCGGAGUUGUUGUUAUACGUUCAUGUGAAUUAACUAAUGUUUCUGAUGAUUCCUCAGUCUUAAUGAGUUGAAGGGUCGUUGGUGAUGAUAUGAGGAUAUAUUAUAAUUUCUGAUAUGAAUAGUUUUUCUUACCUUUUUUUUUUUGUUAAAUUUUUUUAAAGACCAAUCAAUAAAUCAAUGUUUUUUGAUUAUCCUAAGCUUUCUAAUGAUUGACAUUAAAUGUCAAUGUCAUGUUUAAAGUUUUAAAGUUUAAUCCAUGAUUUAACGUAUAAGUAGGUCAAUCCAAAAAUAACGCUUGUCCAUCCAAACAUCUCGUUAUCGGUUGGCAAACGAUGUUGGCAGUUGGCAGAUCUCGCGAGAGUAUGCCACUGAGACAGAGGAAGGUCUCCAAUAAAGUCAAUUUUCUCCUGA